CAAUACAAGGCACAGUUUGUUGUGCUAGGAAACAGGAUUCAUUCUGUAACAUUUAAACUUCCAGCAAAGGAGAAACAAAGCUGAAGCUGCAUCAUGUUGUUUUGGUAUGUGUCCUGUGAUUUUUAGGAAUCUGAUAACACUAAUAUUGAAUCAUGGGCAAGGAUGCAAUUUUGUCAUUUGAACGAAGAAAUCAUUUAGAAAUAACCCUAAUCACCAUCUUGGGAACCAGGAAGGCAAGACAGCAGCCAUGACUUCAGUUUUACCCAGUCAGAAACAGAUGGGGAGUGGAACAUAUACAUUUUCCAGCCAUCCAAGAGUUGUACAAAAUCGCAGGAAAUACAGAGGAGUUCAGCCAACUGUGACUGAAGAAACAUUCACUUAUGGAAACAUUAUGUAUGACAGACGGGUGGUUCGAGGCAAUACCUAUGCACAACAUAUUUUACCGUUGUCUGCUCAACCAGACCCAAUUGAGAUCCAAAGGCAGCAGGAAGCCCAAAGGAGAGCUCUGGCAAAGAAACGAGCCAAGGAACUUUUAAGGCCCAGAACACCAGAAGCAGUAGAGGGAAGAAAACAUAUUGAUGUGCAGACAGAGAUGUAUCUAGAAGAACUUAGUGACCGUGUUGAGGAGAAAGACAUGGAAUGCCAGACUGAUGCUUUUCUGGACAGGCCUCCCACACCUCUCUUUAUCCCAGCAAAAACAGGUGCAGAUGUAGCAACACAGAUUCUGGAGGGAGAGCUGUUUGAUUUUGACCUGGAAGUGAAACCCAUGUUGGAAGUUUUGGUUGGCAAGACAAUUGAGCAAGCACUCCUUGAAGUGAUGGAAGAGGAGGAACUUGCCCAAUUAAGGGCACAACAGCAUGCUUUUGAAGAGCUGCGCAAUGCAGAACUUGCCGAAGCACAGCGUCUAGAAGAGCAGGAGAGAAGGCACAGGGAGGAAAAAGAACGACGCAAGAAACAGCACCGUGAGAUCCUACUUAAGGAAAAGGAGACUGCAGAGAAGGUGGCAGCACGGGCUUUUGCACAGCAGUAUCUUGCUGAUUUGGUUCCUUCUGUGUUUAGCAGUCUAAGAGACAAUGGAUAUUUCUAUGACCCUGUGGAAAGAGAUGUAGAAACAGCAUUCAUGCCUUGGUUAAUGGAAGAGGUGGAAAAUAUUAUGAAGAAGAAUGAUCUUGGCCGAACUAUGCUUGAUAUGAUAAUUCGGGAUGUUGUUAAAAAACGAUUAGCUGAUUUUCAGAAAGUGACAUCACAAGAAUCUUUAGUCAAAUCUCAAGGACAAGAAGUAAAAUCAGAAGAAUCAGUAAUGCAGCCUCACAACCCAGACAUGGAAGCCACACAUCCAGAACUGCAACUGAAGGACCCAGAAACAGAACCCAAAGAUGAGAUCCCAUUGGAUAUAUAGCCAGUUUGGGGAAAAAGAUACAACAUAAGUUAAGAUCUACACUGAAAAAAACAAGACCAAACCCAUAAUUAAGAAUGAAUAAAUGGACAUGGCCACAGGACAACGGCUAAUACAACAACCUCAUUGUAUUCUUCCAGAAAUCCUCUUAUAUUGCUUUACUGUUUUCACUGUUGAUACUUCAGUUGUUUUGUUUUCUAUAAGCAUUCAAAAGACAAAUAGAGCCCAGUAAAAUUAAGGCUAUAAAUGCUGUACUUUUUGUUUUGCUUUUUUUUGUAGCAGCCUACAGAACAGAGCCAAGUUUUUAUUGGGAAGGUUCACAUCACAUAAGAAGUCCCGAGUGGAACUCUAAUUUUCUUCUUUUAAAACAAAAAAAAUGUUUAUUCUCAGUCAUCAGAGUUAAUAGGGAAACCAUACAAUAUACUGAAAGUGAAGAAUUAUGUAUUAACAUGCUUUCUAUUACUAAACUACAACCUAUCAGUCAUACUGUGUUAUGAUGCCGAUAUGAAAGCUGGCGACUGUGCUGCUUUUUAUAUAGCUCUGCAAUAAAUAUCUUUAAAUACA
Xenopus laevis (African clawed frog) is the source of this 1960-nucleotide messenger RNA. It is a transcript of the gene rsph3.L, whose product is annotated as radial spoke head 3 L homeolog. Gene Ontology annotation, cellular component: cilium. Lineage: Eukaryota; Metazoa; Chordata; Amphibia; Anura; Pipidae. The record is from RefSeq and is a predicted model, not a curated record. Bases 248 to 1399 code for a protein of 383 amino acids. The transcript has 11 exons.